AUGUUCUUCUGUCGAUCAGACCCUCAGAGUUGUCAAGAGCUCAAGAAAAUCAUACAGAAGUAUGAGACAGCCUCGGGACAGAAAAUAAACAAGGAAAAGUCAGUAAUCACCAUCUCCUCCAAAACAAACAAUGAAACAAGAACAAGUGUCAAGACAGCACUAGAAAUUCAGAAGGAAGGAGGAUUGGGGAAGUAUCUCGGCUUACCCGAACACUUUGGCAGGAAGAAGAAGGAUCUCUUUAGUAUGAUCGUAGAUAGAAUCAGGCAAAAAGCGCAUAGCUGGUCUUCAAGUCUACUGUCUCAGGCAGGACGGUUGACAAUGUUAAAAUCUGUACUUGCAACCAUGCCCACAUACACGAUGACCUGCUUCAAGCUCCCAGCUUCCUUGUAUAAGCGUAUUCAGUCAGCUUUAACGUGCUUCUGGUGGGACGGAAACCAAGAAAACAAAAAGAUGAGCUGGAUAUCAUGGAAGAAAAUGAUAAAGUCAAAACGAGAUGGCGGUCUGGGUUUCAGGGACUUACAACACUUCAACGAUGCUCUUCUAGCAAAACUUCCUGGAGUGUGGAACACCAACGACAGCCUCCCACGGUUGGAGAGGAAUUUGUAUAGGAAGAGACCUUCUGAAACCUCAUCUUGGGAAGAUCAUUGGAGAUGGGAAAUCGACAAAUAUUGGACUGAACCGUGGCUAUCACUUGAUGAGCAAUGUAGUCCGAUGGGACCGGCUCCCCAACAUACAAAGGAAUUCCAGGUAGCGGACCUCAUCUCACCUACAACAGGAACAUGGGAUCAGGAGAAAAUAAAGGCCAUUGUACCACACCACGAGAAACAGAUUCUAGAGCUAAGACCAAUCAAACUAGGUGGCAAAGACAAGCUAGUCUGGCUACAUACCGAAGAAGGAAUCUAUACAACAAAGUUUGGCUACUAUGAACGGAUUAAGCAAGAAGAGGAGAAGAGCUUGGAGGGAAACAAUCUAGAUAUGGAGGGAGAACAACCACGACAACUCAAUGGCUUCAAGUGGAAUGAAGAAAUUUGGAAAAUGCCCACACUGCAGCGAGGAGGAAACGACGCUCCAUCUACUGUCCACUGUGCCUUCGCACAGGAAGUCUGGAGACUUGUGCCUUGCGCCCAAACCUUGGACGUCCAAGGAAUCCAGACCCUGAGAAUGGGAGUGGAGGAGACGAGGAAGCUCAUAUGUUUACCACCCACAGGCGUGGGAUCUGGACCAAUAUCAGCUUGGGUACUAUGGGCUCUCUGGAAAAGCAGGAACCAAAAGAUCUUCAACGGGAAUGAACGCCAAUUCACACCGGAGGAAACCACUACACAGGCGAUUUCCAAUGCCAGAGAAUGGCAAUCGGCGCAAUUGGGAAUCGAAAACAAGCACACCGGAACGCGGAGGAAAGAUCAGAGACCGAUCCGGAUGCAUGCAGUGAGAUGCAAUUCAGAUGCAGCUUGGAGAAAGGAGACAAAGACAGCCGGAAUGGGAUGGUGCUUCAGCAACGAUAGAGGAGAACCACUGGGUCACGGAUCCACAACGAGAUCGGUCGUCCGGUCACCUCUAAUGGCGGAAGCACUAGCGCUGCUUGGAGCGCUCCACCAGGCUCGAAACGACGGCCACAACCACAUCACAGUUGCUUCAGAUUCGCAAAAGCUGAUCGGAGCAAUUAACAGAGGAGAUCCUUCAAAGGAGCUUCACGGGAUUCUACAUGAUAUCCUAGAAUUUUCACAAUCUUUCAUCGCAAUUUUUUUCAGCUUUGUUUCGAGAGACGAGAACGUUUUGGCUAAUAGACUAGCGAAAAACGUUUUGGCUGAUCUCAAUCAGAGACCGGUUUAA
Molecule: messenger RNA, 1830 nt
Organism: Microthlaspi erraticum
Lineage: Eukaryota; Viridiplantae; Streptophyta; Magnoliopsida; Brassicales; Brassicaceae
Source: the annotation of a GenBank genome assembly